Nematolebias whitei (Rio pearlfish) is the source of this 1411-nucleotide messenger RNA. RefSeq names its product GTPase HRas. Gene Ontology annotation, biological process: Ras protein signal transduction. The transcript is spliced from 6 exons. Gene Ontology annotation, molecular function: GTP binding; GDP binding; GTPase activity. Bases 97 to 666 code for a protein of 189 amino acids. The record is from RefSeq and is a predicted model, not a curated record. Gene Ontology annotation, cellular component: plasma membrane. Lineage: Eukaryota; Metazoa; Chordata; Actinopteri; Cyprinodontiformes; Rivulidae.
UUUUUUUUUCUUCCCCAGUCUCCGCCAGAAGACCAAACGUCGUUUCACCUCGGUAAUUAGACCUCUGUUUGCUUGCUUGUUGUGUGGUGGACAAAAAUGACGGAGUAUAAGCUGGUGGUGGUGGGCGCAGGAGGCGUGGGCAAGAGUGCACUCACCAUCCAGCUCAUCCAGAACCACUUCGUAGAUGAAUAUGACCCCACAAUAGAGGAUUCAUACAGAAAACAAGUGGUGAUUGAUGGGGAGACCUGCCUGUUGGAUAUUCUGGACACUGCAGGUCAGGAGGAGUACAGCGCCAUGCGGGAUCAGUACAUGAGAACAGGGGAGGGCUUCCUCUGCGUUUUUGCCAUUAACAACACCAAGUCCUUUGAGGACAUUCACCAGUACAGAGAACAAAUUAAGCGUGUGAAGGAUUCUGAUGAUGUACCCAUGGUGCUUGUGGGAAAUAAAUGUGACCUCCCAGCACGCACAGUGGACACAAGGCAAGCCCAGGAGUUGGCUCGCUCCUAUGGGAUCCCGUACAUUGAAACCUCUGCCAAAACACGGCAGGGAGUAGAGGAUGCUUUCUACACUCUUGUAAGGGAGAUAAGACAACAUAAGUUGAGGAAGCUGAACCCACCUGACGAGAGCGGUCAGGACUGCAUGAGCUGUCGAUGUGUGGUGUCGUGAAGCAGUUCUCCAUUACAUGUUGAGGAGAAAUGCUCCAGCGCGAAGUGGCAGCAUGGAUUCGACGACGGACAGAAAAAAAACAACCUAAAGAUGAAACCUGAACUUUGUCAAACAGAGGACGAUUGAAGCAAAAGCUCUCAAGGAAACCACCACGGCUGACUGAAGCAUAGACUCUAAUGAAAAAGAGGAGUUUUUGACUGUUUCCUAAGUGGCAAGCUGAACUGGUCUGAGCUGGUCUCUUCUUUUUUUUUUUUUAUGUUGGGCCACAUCGAUCUGUGAGCAACACCACUAAUGACUCGAUCAAGCUGGGUUGUUCCACGCAUUUCCUGCUAACUUAUUGUUUUCAGUCUCAACACUGGUUGUAAAGAGGGUGUCUCUUGCGCCCUCUUGCCUUGAAGCCCAAUUCCCUUUCCCCUGCCUCGAACCUGGAAGGACUGACUGAUUUACAUGGAAAGGACUGGAUUAAACAUUUUGUUUUUCUCUCACCUCGCAUAAAUAACCCACCUCCAUUCGACAUGCACAGGGUUUGCUCGAAUGGCAUUGCAGACCUGGGAGAUGCUGGGGGUGGAAGCUGAUAUGGGAUCUUUUUUUGUUGCUCUUUACCAAUUAGCCUAAACUGUAAAAAAAAAAAAAAGAAAGAAAAUAUUUGAUUUAGUUUCUGGUAUGAUUUUUUUUUUGUCUUGUGACUGGUAGAAUUGAAAAUCAUUGAUCACUACAAGUACAUAAAUAUGUUUAUUUUUAAAAA